Messenger RNA from Callithrix jacchus (white-tufted-ear marmoset), 6373 nucleotides. RefSeq names its product receptor associated protein of the synapse (gene RAPSN). The record is from RefSeq and is a predicted model, not a curated record. Gene Ontology annotation, cellular component: neuromuscular junction; plasma membrane. Gene Ontology annotation, molecular function: protein-membrane adaptor activity; acetylcholine receptor binding. Lineage: Eukaryota; Metazoa; Chordata; Mammalia; Primates; Cebidae. Gene Ontology annotation, biological process: positive regulation of neuromuscular synaptic transmission; synaptic transmission, cholinergic.
AGGAAAGAGGAAGACUGUGCUCCCUGACUCCACUGGGGUGUAGGCGCAGGCUGCCCUUCCUCCAUUCCUUCUGCCAGAGACUUGAUGUUAACAGUGUCUGGGCCCUGGAGUGGGGAGAACCUGCUGGCCCUUCACACCUUCCCUGUGGGCCCAGCUUCCCUCACAUUCCAGUUCAGCAUCAACCCAGGUCUCCCUGAGAGGAGAGAAGACCCCAGCCAGCUCUCCCUCCCUUUCCCAGGCCUAGGAGGACUCCUGUGGAGAGUCCAAGUGGCCUUGCAUAGCCACCUGUCCCAGGGCCUGCUUCCACACCUGCUCUGCCUCUGCUGAGCCUGCGGCCUAGAGCCCUCAGCAGGGUAUUUGCCUUCUGACCCAUUGGGCUCUCAGGAAGCAGAUCAUGUCUGCCUGUGCUGUUUCCCCAGGAGGGUGCAGGCUGGGGCAGAUCCCCUGAACCUGCAGCAGUUGCCCUGAAUUGCCCAGUGAAGCUGUCUUUCCUCCUCUUCUUCCCCAUUCACCAAUAUUUGACAUCUUUAUUGAGGGGCCACAGUAUACUGGCCCUUGCUCUGGGAAUACAGUCAGUGGUGAAGGAGACAACGUCCUGCCCUGCAUUAGGACCCAGCCAUAUGGUCUAAUUUGAGUGAGGAGUAAAGACAUUCAGCAAACAACCUUACAAAUAUAAAAUUAUAGAGUUGGGGCAUGGUGGCUCACGCCUGUAAUUCCAGUACUUUGGGAGGAUGAGGCCAGUGGAUCACUUGAGCACAGGAGUUCGAGAGCAGUGGUCAACAUAGUGAAACCCCAUCUCUACUAAAAAUAUAAAAAUUAGCUGGGCGUGGUGGCACACACCUGUAAUCCCAGCUAUUUUCAGGGGCUGAGGCGGGAGGGUGGCUUGAGCCCAGGAUGUCAAGGCCUCAGUGAGCCUAGACUGACUGUGCCACUGCAUUCCAGCCUGGGUGACAAAAAUGAGACCCUGUCUCAAAGUAAAACUAUAGAGAUGAGUAUUGCAUCAGAAAGCAGUGUAAUUCAGUGAGAGGAUAUUGAUUCAUCCUAAUUAUGAUUUAUGAGGCAGAGUGUGGAUGUGGGGAGCAGAGAGGGAAUUAGGAGGUGCAAAGGCCCUGGGGCAAACAGGUAGGCAGGUCCUCAAAAAGUUGAACCUAACAGUUACCAGAAUGUAACAGUUACCGUAUUACCCAACACUUCCACUCCAAGUAUAUACCUAAGAGAAAUGAAAACAUGUCCCCAUAAAACCUUGCACGUGGCCGGGUGUGGUGGCUCACGCCUGUAAUUCCAGCACUUUGGGAGGCUGAGGUGGAUGGAUCACAAGGUCAAGAGAUUGAGACCAUCCUGGCCAACAUGGUGAAACCCUGUCUCUACUAAAAAUACAAAAAUUAGCCGGGCAUAGUGAGGGGCACCUAUAAUCCCAGCUAUUCGGUAGGCUGAAAUGCCAGCUACUCGGGGGCCUGAGGCAAGAGAAUCACUUGAAUCCAGGAGGCAGAAGUUGCAGUGAGCCGAGAUCACACCAUUACACUCAAGCCUGGGCAACAGAGUGAGAGUCCAUCUCAAAAAAAAAAAAAAUCCUUGCACGUGAAUUUUUUAUUUUUAUUUUUUGUGACAAGAUCUCACACUGUCACCCAGGUUGGAGUGUAGUGUCACAAUGGUGGCUCACUGCAGUUUGAGCUCCCAGGCUCAAGUGAUUUCCUGCCUCAGCCUCCGAAGUAGCUGCAACCACAGCUGUGUACCACCACACCCAGCUAAUUUUUUUUUGUAUUUUUUGUAGAGACAGGGUCUCACUAGUCUCACUAUGCUUCCCAGGCUUGUCUGCAACUCCUAGGCUCAAGCGAUCUGCCUGCUUCAACCUCCUGAUGUGUGGGAUUACAGGCGUGAGUCACUGUGCCCGGCCCAACUUGUACAUGAAUUUUUAGAGCAUCAUUAAUUCAUAAUAGCCAAAAAUGAAACAACCCAAAUGCCCAUCAACCGAUGAACCAAAAAAAUAUAUCUAGACAACAAGUAUUAACCAACUGCAAAAAGUAAUGUGAAGUUUUUUUUUUCUUUAUGAUGGAGUUUCUUCUCAUUGCCCAGGCUGGAGUGCAGUGUCGAGAUCUGGGCUCACCACAGCCUCCACCUCCCAGGUUCCAGCGAUUCCUCUACUUCAGCCUCAUAUCUGGGAUUAUAGGCAUGCACCACCAUGCCUAGCUAAUAUUUUGUGUUUUUAUUAGAGACAGGGUUUCUCCAUGUUGGUCAGGCUGGUCUUGAACUCCUGACCUUAGUUGAUCCACUUGCCUUGGCCUCCCAAAGUGCUGGGAUUACAGGUAUGAGCCACCAUGCCCAACCUGAAGUUUUGAUAUGGUUGAAAACAUAGAUGAAUCUUGAAAACAUUAUGCUAAGUUAAAAAAGCCAGUCACAGAUGCCCACAUAUUGUAUGAUUCCAUUCCUGUGAAGGGUCCACAACAGACAGGUCCGUAGACUGGGUGGCUUAAACAUAGGAAAUUUAUUUUCUCACAGUUCUGGAGGCUAAGUCCAAGAUCAAGGGAUUGGCAGAGUUGGUUUCAUUCUGAGGCCUUGCUCCUGGGCUUGUAGAUAGUCAUAUUCACCCUGUGUCUUCACGUGCUCUACUUCUAUGUGACUGUGUCCUUUUUAAAAAUUUACUGUGGCUGAGCACAGUGGCUCACACCUGUAAUCCCAACACUUUUGGAGGCUGAGGUGGGCAGAUGACGAGGUCAAGAGAUUGAGACCAUCCUGGCUAACAUGGUGAAACCCUGUCUCUACUGAAAAUACAAAAACUAGCUGGGCGUGGUGUCGCAUGCCUGUAGUCCCAGCUGCUCAGGAGGCUGAGGUAGGAGAAUCGCUCGAACCCGGGAGGUGGAGGUGGCAGUGAGCUGAGAUCGCGCAACUGCACUCUAGCCUGGAUGACAGAGCAGACUCUGCCAUAAAAGAAAAAUUAUCAUGGCCAGCCAUGGUGGCUCACACCUGUAAUCCAAGCACUUUGGGAAGCCAAGGCAGGUGGAUCACCUGAGGUCAGGAGUUCGAGACCAGCCUGACAAACAUGGUGAAACCCUGUCUCUACUAAACACAAAAAAUUAGCCAGGCGUGGUGGAUGCCUGUGAUCCCAGCUACUUGAGAGAUGGAGGCAGGAGAAUCUCUUGAACCCAGGAGGUGGAGGUCGCAGUGAGCUGAGAUUGUGCUAUUGCACUCCAGCCUGGGCAACAAAAGCAAAACUCCAUCUCAAAAAUAAAAUAACAUAAUUUUUUAAAAUAAAAAUUUAUUAUUUAUUUGUUUUUGUUUUCGAGACAGGGUCUUUCUCUGUUGCUUAGGCUGGAGUACAGUGGUGCAGUCACGACUCACUACAGCCUCCAUCUCCAGGAGUUCAAGACCAGCCUGGGCAACAUGGUGAAACCUAUCUCUACAAAAAAUUAGCCAGAUGUGGUCUCAGCUACUCAGGAGACUGAGGUGGGAGGAUCACUUGAGCCUAGGAGAUAGAGGUUGCAGUUCUCUUAGACUGCGCCACUGCACUUACCACUGUACCCACCAGCCUAGGUGACAGAUUGAGACCCUGUCUCAAAAAAAUGUGGGGCGACACCAGUCUUACUGGAUGAGGUACCAUAUGACUUCAUUUUACCUCAGUUACCCCUUUAAAGACCCUUCUCCAAACACAAUCACAUUUUGAGACACUGAGAGUUAGGAGUUAAACAUAUGCGUUUGGUUGGGGGGACGUGAUUCAGCCAUACCAACAUGGGGAAUGGAACCAUACCAACAUGCGGAAUGGAGCCAUACCAACAUGGGGAAUGGAACCAUACCAACAUGCGGAAUGGAGCCAUACCAACAUGGGGAAUGGAGCCAUACCAACAUGCGGAAUGGAGCCAUACCAACAUGCUGAAUGGAGUGGUGUAACUGCCGAUGGGUAUGCGUCUCCUUUUUGGGUGAUUCAAAUGUUCUGGAAUUAAUGCGCAUCUUCGUGAAUAUACUAAGAAACCACUGAAUUGCCCAGCCAGAAAGGAUGAACUUUGCCCUGAGGCAGGAAGAAGGCUGGAAUGCAGAGAGAGAAACCAGUAGGGAUGAGCUGGCCUGCUUGGCGGGGGUGAGGGCGGGGGGGCCAUACUACAUAAGACGUUGCCCUUCUCCACUACUUGGUAUUAAAGCUCAUUAUGGGGACCCUUUCAAACUGGGGUUGGGAUUGGAAUUGAGAUCCGUAACUGAAACUUCAAGGGCUGGGCUCUGGCCCUGCCAGGCAUCCGACACAGAGCCUGCGGCAGCACAUGUGGGCUGUCCUAAGUCCUUGUCAACGCAUUAGUCAUUGAGUUCUCAUCACAGUCCAGUGAUGACAUCCAGCCAGGCUGGGCGCUCACCAGGCUUCUCCAGCCCUGCAGGUCCACCCUCGCUCUGCUUCUCCCAAGCACCUCUGGCCCCAGGCCUGUCCAUUGCUGGAGCUGGCCCCUUGGUGAGGCUGCUGGGAGGGCCCGUGCUGCCAGGGCGUUCAGGGCCAGUGUCAGAGGUUCAGAAGGGACGCCCAACGGGGUGCCCAGGUGGCAUGAUGCCUCUAUGCUCAGAGAAGCCACCUCCCAGCUCGUGGGUGGGUGCGGCAGAGGCCUGCGUGACCUUGCUGCUGACAUUCCUCAGAGGCCACGUGGCCCCAACUGGCAGGGACAGCUGCGGACAGGGGCUGAACCAGCUUUGUUCCCGGGGUGGCGCCUGCUCUCCAUCCAGGCCCCGCUCCGGCUCCCACCCAAUACUGCUUUUGUUCCUGGGUUCAGGGGGCAGCCGGCACUCUGAGUCCUGUGCCAUGAGUGCCUAGAGGCACAGAGCCACCAGGGGUCACCCCACGUGGAGCACAGGGCUUGGGGAGGAUGGGGCAGGACCAGACCAAGCAGCAGAUUGAGAAGGGGCUCCAGCUGUACCAGUCCAACCAGACAGAGAAGGCACUGGAGGUGUGGAUGAAGGUGCUGGAGAAGAGCUCGGACCUCAUGGGGCGCUUCCGCGUGCUGGGCUGCCUGGUCACGGCCCACUCAGAGAUGGGCCGCUACAAGGAGAUGCUGAAGUUCGCUGUGGUCCAGAUCGACACGGCCCGGGAGCUGGAGGAUGCCGACUUCCUCCUGGAGAGCUACCUGAACCUGGCGCGCAGCAACGAGAAGCUGUGCGAGUUUCACAAGACUAUCUCCUACUGCAAGACCUGCCUGGGGCUGCCUGGCACCAGGGCAGGUGCCCAGCUCGGAGGCCAGGUCAGCCUGAGCAUGGGCAAUGCCUUCCUGGGCCUCAGCGUCUUCCAGAAGGCCCUGGAGAGCUUCGAGAAGGCCCUGCGCUACGCCCACAACAACGACGACGCCAUGCUGGAGUGCCGUGUGUGCUGCAGCCUGGGAAGCUUCUACGCCCAGGUCAAGGACUAUGAGAAAGCCCUGUUCUUCCCCUGCAAGGCCGCAGAGCUCGUCAAUGACUAUGGCAAAGGCUGGAGCCUGAAGUACCGGGCCAUGAGCCAGUACCACAUGGCUGUGGCCUAUCGCCUGCUGGGCCACCUGGGCAGUGCCAUGGAGUGUUGUGAGGAGUCUAUGAAGAUUGCACUGCAGCAUGGGGACCGGCCACUGCAGGCGCUCUGCCUACUCUGCUUCGCUGACAUCCACCGGAGCCGUGGGGACCUGGAGACGGCCUUUCCCAGGUAUGACUCCGCCAUGAGCAUCAUGACCGAGAUCGGAAACCGCCUGGGGCAGGUGCAGGCACUGCUGGGUGUGGCCAAGUGCUGGGUGGCCAGGAAGGCACUGGACAAGGUCCGCCCUCCUCCCCCGUGCUUCCCUGUGAGGAAGGCCUCUGUCAGAGGGCCCUGCCCGCAGCCCUGGCCUGUGCUCACCUUUCAGGCUCUGGACGCCAUCGAGAGAGCCCAGGAUCUGGCCGAGGAGGUGGGGAACAAGCUGAGCCAACUCAAGCUGCACUGUCUGAGCGAGAGCAUCUACCGCAGCAAAGGGCUGCAGCGGGAACUGCGGGCGCACGUGGUGCGCUUCCACGAGUGUGUGGAGGAGACGGAGCUCUACUGCGGCCUGUGCGGCGAGUCCAUAGGCGAGAAGAACAGCCGGCUGCAAGCCCUGCCCUGCUCCCACAUCUUCCACCUCAGGUGCCUGCAGAACAACGGGACCCGGAGCUGCCCCAACUGCCGCCGCUCAUCCAUGAAGCCUGGCUUUGUCUGACUCCCAGCAGUGGGCCUGGGCUUCCUCCUUGACGCUCCUGCUUUUCCUCCACUGCCUGCUGGAGGCCCAUGUACUCCCUUGGGGCAGCUGCCAGCGGGUCCUCACCAUAGCCAGGGCCUGGGGCCUGCCCAGGGCUGCUCCUCUGGGCCCAGCUCCCCUCCCUGCCUCUUUGUACUUUGCUCUUUAUAGAAAAAUAAACUGUUUGUACCUGG